Episyrphus balteatus (marmalade hoverfly) is the source of this 2550-nucleotide messenger RNA. RefSeq names its product neural cell adhesion molecule 2 (gene fipi). Bases 904 to 2304 code for a protein of 466 amino acids. The record is from RefSeq and is a predicted model, not a curated record. Gene Ontology annotation, molecular function: protein binding. NCBI's taxonomy places the organism in Eukaryota, Metazoa, Arthropoda, Insecta, Diptera, Syrphidae. The transcript is spliced from 7 exons.
CCAAAUACGCAUCGAGUCUCUAACGAUUAGGGGCAGUUAAACAGUGUGUCCCAUCACCACACAAUAUACUUCGGAGAAAGUCGCAUAAGGCCAACGACGAGGUUGAACAAACCGAACAAACACACACACACAUUGUCGUCAUAUCAUCAUUUGGGGGCGAAUAAUUUUCAACGGAAAAAAGUUCCUCAGUUCUAUGGUGAGUGUGGUGCGGAAAAUACAAAACGAAUUUCUUCGGUCAAGAAUUUCCUGGGUGUUUUUUCGGGGACAACAAAUUCUCAUAUUCGUUACGUGUUCACUGAGUGGUGAAAAAUAGAAAUUUUGCCUUAUACCGUUAUUAAUCGCUGUCACAGUGAUCGUUUUUAGAGGUUUUUUUUUCGAAGAUCAUUUUGGGUUCAUUUUUUUUAAAUUGAAAAGUAAUAGAUCUGUCAUUUAUUACUAUUUUGUGUGAAUAAUCUGAAGAUAUUCUCGGUGAAAAGGUCAAGAAGUGGUUGAGGGUUGAGAGUGAGUGAGUAGUGAAUGUGAUGCUGUGCGUGCUGCAGUAUUAUACGUCGUAGGUGUAUUUUUAUAUUGAAGUGUGCUUAAGUGUCAUCUCCUCUUUUUUAUUUUAUUGUUGAGUUCAUAAAGAAAUCUUUUCAUCUGUCAUUUGACGUCUGCUUGUGUCAUUCCGGUGUGCGAUAUAAAAGUGCUUAUAGAAGUGCUUAUAGAAGUUAAAAGAAAGCAAGAAAAUUGCGUUUUGAAUUUAUAUCCUUAAUUGAAUUACCGCUGUGCUAUAGAAAAUUAGAAAAGAAGCAAGAAAAAAAUAAAUAAAAGCAAAGUAUAGUAGAGUGAAGAAAUAAACGUAUAGAUACUCAAAAAGCAAUAGGAACAAAAAUAAUAAAAAAAAAAACGUAACGUUAGAUAUAAAUGAAGACAAUGGAGAUAAUUGGAUUACUGCUGAAUUUGGCUGCGUUAACAGUUUAUACAGUAGUAGCCAGCGAUGAUGUCCUCACACUUAGUCCAUCCACCGAUAAAGUAGUUCGUUUUACCAAUGAAUCUCACAUAGUUUUAUGUAAUGCCCCCACCGAUCUGAAAAUCCAUUGGAAAUCACCAAAAGGUGAUAUUAUGAAAGAUGUCAAAGGUCGAAUUCACAUUGAAGAAAAGACUCCAGGACAAUUGGCCCUCAUCUUUGUGCACAUCGCUCUUAGCGACAAGGGUAAUUGGACGUGUGAAGAUGUCGAUGGUACAGCGAACGCCAACAAGUCCUUUAAUCUUGUUGUAUAUCAAAAAAUCUCAUUCACUGAAAAUGCGACUAUCCUAACUGUCAAGGAAGGUAAAAAUGCGACAAUUCUUUGCGAGGUUAAAGGUGAUCCCGAACCAACCGUAUCCUGGCAACUUAAUGGACAACCAAUUGAAUUCUCUACAUCGAAGUUCCGCAAGCUAGCUGAUGGAUUACUUAUCCACAAGGUGACGCAAAAUGACACCGGCGAGUAUACGUGCAAAGCGUAUCAAUUUACAAAGGAUAUCUCGGAUGUACAAGAACGAACCGUCCUGAUGAAAAUCGAACAUAAGCCAUUUUGGACACACAAACAUCACGUUAGCAUGCAAUAUGGAUACCCAGGUGGCAGGACGAGCAUUUCGUGCGAGGCCAUUGCUGAACCACCAGCAAAUUUUACUUGGUACCGCAACAAGAAGCGUCUGCACUCCGAUAAGUACAUCAUCCACAACGAACCCUACAUCUCGACUUUGGUGAUAGAUAUCAAAGAUGAGACUUUGUACGACACAUACAAAUGUAAGGCGGCCAACAGUCAGGGUGCCAUUGAGAGAUCUACCCAGUUGGAGAAGGGCACAAAGCCACCGCCACCAAUUCAUCUGCAAUUGCGAGGCUUCAAUUCGAAUACAUUUGAUGUGGAUGUUGGUUCGGUACGUACAACGCCAGUGAGAAAUUUAAUGGACGUGAAUGGCUUCCGGAUUGAAUUCAUGACCGACUAUGAAUUCAAGUCGGCCGCCGGCAAUUGGAGCUAUGCCAAGCGAAAGGAUUUUCCAUUCGAAGAUGGAGCAACAUUUCUGAUUGGCAACUUAGAAUCCAACACAACCUAUCUUAUGCGUGCUGCGUCCAAAAAUCUCGCUGGUCUUAGCGAUUGGACUAAAGUUGAAAAAUUCACCACACUUUCCAAUGAACCACCUAGCGGUGGUCCUCGAUCUGUCAGCCUGCUUACCGCUUUAGAAACUCUAUGCAUUUCAUUUGCUGUGAUUGCUGUUAGUAAUGUGAGACCAUUUUCCAACACCAGAGGGCGACACCAUAUACCAGUGUCACAUGGAUUGUGAGGUUAUAAAUAAAUAAUAUAACUUCAAAAAGUCAAUCAACAACAUUCCUGUGGUGGUGAAUUUUUUUUAUUUUUCAAUGCGAUGUUAUUACAUACAAAUUUGCUUUGUUUACUAUUAAUUUUUUUUUUUUUGUUCUGCCUUUGUACACAGAGUUAUAAGUUCGAGUAUCGAAGUAAAAUAAAAUAAAAACAGAGACGAUUUAUUAGAUACGAAAGUUAAAUGAUAAGUGAAAAAAAAAUUAAUAAG